GAGAGAGAGGUUUGCUAGGUUAGUGAAUGAGGAAGUGUGAGAGAGGGAAGGGUGACGGGGAGGAGGACCGCCUGUGAGGAGAGAGAGAGAGACAGUCAAAGAGACGAAGAGAGCGAGAGAGGGAGAAAGUCCAACACUGCUACUGAAACGUGUCAGCUGUUGGUUAAGGGAGGCUGAAGAAUAAUUAAGGGAGGCUGAAGAAGGGAGGUAGAAAGAGAGUGUAUGUAUACCAGUGGGGUUGAGAGACCUUCUUCUCUCCAGCGGAGCAGCAAGAUGAAGAGUUUCAUCACAAACACCCUCUCUGACUUCUUCUUCGAGUACGAGACCCCCCGUCAGGUGCUGGUACGGAACAAGAAGGUGGGGGUCGUGUGCCGAUUGAUCCAGCUGGGGGUCCUGGCUUACAUCAUCGGGUGGGUGUUCAUCUAUGAGAAAGGCUACCAGUCGUCAGACACGGCCGUUGGUUCCGUCUUGACUAAGAUGAAGGGGGUGGGAUACACCAAUGUGACCGGAGAGGAGAGGAUCUGGGACGUGGCUGACUAUGUCUUCCCUGUACAGGGGGACUCUUCUUUUGUGGUGAUGACCAACUACAUUAUGACCAACGGUCAGAAAAUUGAAAAAUGUUCUGAGCCCCCAAACUCGAAGAAUCGAUGCAGCUCUGACGCAGACUGUGAAGGGAGAUCAGAACGUACGGGAGAUGGACAUAUGACGGGGAAGUGUUUGGUGAACACAACCAAGAUGUGUGAGGUGCUAGCCUGGUGUCCUGUGGAAGAUGACGGCAGUAUCCCAGACCCUGCACUGUUGAUGUCGGCAGAGAACUUCACACUGUUCAUCAAAAACACAAUCAGCUUUCCAGCCUAUGGUGUUACGAGGUGUAACCUCGUAGAAGGUAUCGACAAUCAGUACAUCAAAAGUUGCCUGUAUGACCCAAAGACGUCCCCACUGUGUCCCAUUUUCAGACUGGGCGACUUGGUACAGAUGUCUGGCUUCAACUUCGCCGCCAUAGCCAAAGUGGGUGGGGCGAUUGGUAUCAUCAUUGACUGGACCUGUAACCUGGACCAUGACCAGUCAGACUGUAAACCGAUCUACUCCUUCCACGGUCUCUAUGGAAACCCCGACGAGGAAGACACGGCCAGAGCAUCUGUGGGAUACAACUUCAGGUAUGCAAAGCACUAUAUGGAGGACACACAGGAGAAAAGAACGCUUCUGAAAGUGUUUGGGAUUCGAUUUGACAUCAUUGUUCGUUCAGUGGCCAGAAAAUUUGAUAUCAUUCCAACACUAACAGCUAUAGGAUCUGGUGUUGGAAUCUUUGGAGUGGCGACUGUAGUAUGUGAUCUGAUUCUCCUGUAUCUACUACCCAAGAGGGAAUUCUACAACAACAUGAAAUUCAAGGUCACUGAAACGAUGGAGAAGGAACCUUUAGAUGAGUUCAAGUCUGAAAAAGAAGUAUCCAAGAAGCAUUCAGAAGAGGUUCUAGUGCAUCAUGAGGCACCACUGUCAGAGUCUUAGCCCCUACAGCGGCUGCCUGGAUCAGCUCAGUCUUAAGAGUGAUUCUGCAGCGGGGUCCUGACUCCUGGGCUCCAGUCUGCAGUAACAGCUGGCUGCUACUCCAACACACUGACUCCAGACUGCACUGAGACAUCUUAAAACAUAAAACAAGUGUGAUGGUUUACUGCCUUGUGUCCACUCUCCAGCUCAAUGAUUAAACUGCUAUUUAAUUGCCUUCAAAUCCUGUCAACAGAUCUCAAACAAUGCUCUCAGUUUAGGAGAUUUUUUUAUUUUACCUUUAUUUAACUUGGCAAGUCAGUUAAAGAACAAAUUCUUAUUUACAAUGACAGCCUUGUUCAGGGGCAGAUUUUUACCUUGUCAGCUCAGGGAUUCGAUCUACAAAACCUUUCGGUUAGUGGCCCAACGCUCUAACCACUAGCCUACCUGCCGAGAUAGAUAGUUACGGAACAUUCUUUCAGACAGCCACCCUCCUUUGUUUGUCUAAUAAUAAUAAUCAGGGAGACAGUUUCAUCAUCGGAAUGUGAUACAAAAGAAGGCAUCGAUGUGCUUUAGGAGCGCUGUUCUCUCAAUGUGUCAUAAUUAGAACUAUGUGUUUUUAUUUAUUUAUUUUACCUUUAUUUAACCAGACAAGUCAGUUACGAACAAAUUCUUAUUGUCAAUGACGGCCCACUGGGGAACAGUGGGUUAACUGCCUGUUCAGGGGCAGAACGACAGAUUUGUAUCUUGUCAGCUCAGGGGUUUGAACUUGCAACCUUCCGGUUACUAGUCCAACACUCUAACCACUAGGCCACCCUGUUAGUUUGGGGUUGGUUCAUUAACUGAAAGAAUCAUGUGUUUUAUAACACAUCGUUACCUUAAAGUACCCUGGUUUAUUAACACAUUUUAUAAUAUCUGUUUAUAACACAUUCGUUACCUUAAAGCCGUGGUUCACUCAGAAACAUUCUCUAUUUUCUAUGGGGACACAUUUCUACACAUUUUGUCAUGGGGUGCAGGGAAAAUGUUGCCGUUUUAAAGGUAAUUUUCUUGCAAUUCUAUACAUUUUGCCAUGUCUAAUGUGUAUAUUUGAGUGACUCUAACAUUACUACAAAAUCUCUGGGCUAAAAAAACAUUAGCUGACGUGGGCUAGUAGAUCUGGACACUUUCUGACACGUUAUAAAUAUCUCUCUAAGGUCUGUAAUGACUGACAGGACAAGAGGAACUGAGGAUGUACUUCCCAAUGUAGAAGCUGCACCUUGUGUAUUCUACUAUUACAACUUUCAGGAGUAAGUCGAAAGCCGGUUUCCAACCUCUUCCAUCAGCACAGCACACACCAUGUUGUCUUCAAGAAGCAGAAGAAUUAGAUGACUACUGGCGCGGGGUAUUCCACCUUGAAAUACUGUAAUAAUGACAUGUUUUUGAUCUUUAAAUCUUUCUCAUCAAUCAACAAGUUUGUGAUUGAUACGCAAAUUCAAUAAAAAAAUAGUUGAAGGUU
Oncorhynchus keta (chum salmon) is the source of this 2977-nucleotide messenger RNA. Its product is annotated as P2X purinoceptor 1-like. Gene Ontology annotation, biological process: monoatomic cation transmembrane transport; response to ATP. Gene Ontology annotation, cellular component: nuclear inner membrane; plasma membrane. The transcript is spliced from 14 exons. NCBI's taxonomy places the organism in Eukaryota, Metazoa, Chordata, Actinopteri, Salmoniformes, Salmonidae. The record is from RefSeq and is a predicted model, not a curated record. The coding region runs from base 223 to 1506 and encodes 427 amino acids. Gene Ontology annotation, molecular function: extracellularly ATP-gated monoatomic cation channel activity; purinergic nucleotide receptor activity; ATP binding.